Messenger RNA from Schistosoma bovis, 3790 nucleotides. Lineage: Eukaryota; Metazoa; Platyhelminthes; Trematoda; Strigeidida; Schistosomatidae. The record is from the annotation of a GenBank genome assembly.
UUUUUUAGGUAUGAAGUAAGCCAGUCGAUUAGAGGUGGUUUGAUACCUAGUCGUUUGAGCUUGUUGAUAAGACACAAGUGGUUAACCUUAUCAAAAGCUUUUGAGAAAUCAAGGUAAAUGACAUCAACCUUUCCCUUGCAAUCGAGGAUGCUUGUCCAUCUGUCCACCGCAGUCAGCAGGUUGGUUAUACAAGAGUAACCCUUCCUGAAACCACGCUGUUGGGGUGAGAAGAAAUUUAAGGACAGUAGGUAGUCGUUUAAACCGUCGCAUAUCAGGGACUCCAUGAGUUUUGAAGGUAAUGACAGAAGAGCCACCGGCCGAUAACUUGAAGGUUCAUUGCGUCGACCACCUUUGAAAAUUGGUGUGAUGUGAGCCAACUUCCAAUUUUCCGGUAAUUUGCCUCGGCUAAGCGAGUGUGAAAACAUCACGCUAAGCGGCGUUGCCAGGAUUGAGGCUGCCUCCCUCAGUAUGGCAGGAUGAACCAUAUCCGGGCCAGGAGAAGUGUCAAGUCUUAAGUGCUGCAGUUUCCGGAACACCAAGUCAGCGCUUAGGUCCACUUCAGAAAGUCCUGUGGAAUUGCAGAUGAAACUGUCGUCAAUAAAGUUGAUGUCAGCCGGUUGAAAUGUUUGAGAGUAAUGUGCCGCCAGAAGGUUAGCGGCGUCGCCAUCAUUGUUGGUCGGGCCGUUAAGACCUAGCAGUUGAGAAACUCCUGUUUUGGCUUGACGAAGAGAGGCUGCGUAACGGAAUAGGCUUCUAGGGUUAGAGGCGAAUUUGUCCAUAAGCUUUGUUUGGUACUGAAGCCUGUCUUCUCUUAUAGCCUUCGUGCAUAUGUUCCUGAUAUGUUUAUAUUGCCUAUACGCUCCAUCGUUAUUAGUUCGUUUGUAUUCCGCCCAACAGUGUCUUUUGCGGCUUAGCAGGCGAAGGGUACGGUUCUUGAUUACUGUAGGUGGCUUGCAGCUUUUGGGAACCGUUUGAGGAACUGAAUGGUCUGUAGCACAUAAGAGCGUGUGCAGUAAGAAGUCCCAAUGACCAUCCACAUCGAGUUGAGGGUGAACAUCCCAAACCACCUGUUGUAGAUAGUCAUGUAGAGCUGGCACAUUCAGCCGUUUAAAAUUCCAACGCAAAUUAUUGUUGGGAUACCUUAGCUUAGUUUUGAUGACAAAACUGAAGGCUAUGACGGCAUGAUCACUCUUUCCCAGAGGAGCCAGGAUUGAGAGGUUGUCGACUAGGAAUUCUUCGUUUGUGAAUACACAGUCUAAGCGCGAUGGUGUCUGACUGUUUCUCCAACGAGUUGCCGACCUCACAUUUUCAUAUAAGUCCAAGUUAUCGAUGAGGUUGAAGAACCGAGCUUCAGUUGAGUUGUCGCCUCCAGUGUACGUGUGUUCCGCGAAGUUGACUCUAGGGAGAUUAAAGUCCCCUAGAAUCAGGAUGUGUGUAAAACCGAAACGAGUAGAGCGGGAUAGCCCUUCCAGCAUACGACUAUCGUACUCGGUGUCGGCAGUUGGCUUCCUGUAAAUGACUCCGACUAGACACAUCGAAGUACUAGACAAUCUUACAGAGCACCAUAUGGAUUCCUCAAGGUUGUUAAACUCGAGGUUGUGAACCUGGUGCACCUCCAAGCAAGAGCUUAUGUAUAUGGCUACUCCGCCCCCAAUUCCUAUUUUUCUGUCGUUGCGGAACAAAGAAAUCCCAGGUAGUGCUAACUCUUGGUCCGAGAACUGAGAAGAUAUCCAGGUUUCAGAUAUUCCUAUCAGAUGGGCCUUAUUAGCGUUGCUAAGUUCACGUAGUUCAUCCAGUUUGUUUGGUAGACUCGCGGCGUUCAUAUAUAAGCAGUUUAUGCUUUCAAUUUGGAACGCGUGAGCUUCGUCCUGUUCGUCUGUAUGAGCCUUACGUGAAUGGACAGGUAGCCCACCUAUAUGAGGUUUGCCGAGGUGGUAGGCCCUGUCUUUUACACGUUUUUUUAUCGUUUAGACAGUCCACAAGUGGAAUGGUCAGCUCCAACUUGCCUUUGUUCUUGGUCCUGACUUCGUAUGGCCUAUCCGAGUGUAUGUGGAUUUGACUUAUGCCUACAGUGAUUCGAGAAGAACAUCAAGCCAGGUCUCCCGGUGGUAGACUUGUGGAAACGGCUAAAUAUUCCUUAAUUUUCAAAUAAAUUUUGAUAUUAUUUCUAGCUUUAGUAGUUAGUCGAUAACACACACGUCGACUUCCUAAUGAUGUUAGGUGAUAUCAAUCAAAGUGGGUAGCACUGACUCAGGUGUGGCAGCUCUCUGAAUUUUUUGAAACAUGAGGUGUUUUAUAUUAUUAAAUUCUUGUUUCGAGGUCUUCAUUUGUGGGAUAUCCCUCGGUUUUAGAGUUUCACUGAGAUUACUAUUCUUUUUUGUCCUUCGUCAAUACUCCUAAAGGCUUCACAGUCCCAUGACCUUUCCAAACUGAAGAUCAAUGUGAUUUUCAUCUUGAAGGUUUUCUCUCCCGCCUUACUGAUGAGGUUUGACAACUUAGACUUUUAUGUAUUUAAGCCAGGUUCUACGUUACCGUUAACUAUAUAUGAGCAAUAACAGUCCACUUUUUUUUUAAAUUGUGUUUUCCAUUUCACUUUCCCAUUUUCUAACAAACGACUUUUUAGUUGCAUCAUUAAAUGACUCGAUCCAAUUAUUAUGACGAGAUUUCAUAUUUAAUAACACGGAUCCAUGAAUGCAGAGAAAGGCGCAUGGAACUGAUGAAAGCAUAUGCUCUAAUUCAACAUACUGACUCUUCUGGGAAGAAUUCACUUUCAAGCAAAAUGAUUCAAUAUAACAUAAAUUUGAAAAGAAUAGAUGAAAACAUAAGAAAAGUGGAAAGAAGACAUGAAGUUCUGAAAUGUCAGUUCGAAAAAAUUAAACAAAAUGCUAAAGAAGAAUCAAUGUUGGAUGUGAAUAAAAUGUUGAAUCAUUCGUUUAAUAACCAAGAACUUCAACAGGUAAUUAAAAGAACAAAACAAAUUUUAGAUGCACAAGAAAUAACGUUGAAAUCUAUAUCAUUUAACAACAACGAUGACGAUGAAUAUGAUAGUGUUGAUAACAACAUAAAACAUGAAGAAUCAUACAAAUUAUCGUUUAUUAACCAAACCAGGAUCGAAACACCACAGAAAGAUGGUGAUUAUAACAAGGAAGAAAAUGACAAAGAGCUAGGGGAAGAUGAAGAGGAGAAAGAAUUGGGACAAAAAAGGCAAAUCAGGGAGAUAACAGAUGGUGUUGAAUCGUCGAAUCAAGUUGUCCAUAAAAUUAGAUCUCCAAUAUUUUCGGAAGAUCCAAAUUAUUCAUCUGAUGAUUUUUAUAAACAAUCUAGAUUGUUUGAUUCAAAUAUUUUAUUGAACAAUCAUAGUAAUGACGUGAAAUCUAACGAGAAUAAUAAUUCGCAACAUAUGGUCAUAGAAGAAGGAGAAGAGAAAGAAGGCGAAGAAGAGGAAGAUGAUGAUACUCAAGAAACAGAAGAUGAAGACAAUGUAGAAUUAAAAUGUGAAAAUGUUUAUUCAACAGAUCUAAAUAAAAAGGGAAUAAUUCAAAAAGGUCAAACUUAUGAAGCAUUUUUAGCAAAAGCAACAUUCAGCAUUGAAGAUUCAACUUAUGAUCCAGUUAAUGAGUCCAAUGAACAUGAAUCUGAAUAUGAUUCAAAAAUAUUAAAAAAUAAUGUAAAUAUAAAUGAAGAUAUGAGAGCAUCAAAUAAGUUAUUUGAUUCAACAAAUGCUAAUCUACUUUCAUCAUGGACAACAUAUAAAACAGAAGACUUAGAGGAUGACAGUUUCUAUGAUUGA